AUGACCAUUUUCCACAACAUCUGGCCUGGGUAACGCACACGUUUUUGGGUACGGUGUAAGUCUCAUUUUUUCAAGAUGGCAGCGAUGACGUGACGUGACGGCUAGCCGGACGGUUACUGCGCGCACUGUGCGGGACUGCGGGUGCGGGCUGCGGCUCAGUGAGCGGUCGCCAUUGAGAGAGUGAGACCUUAAGUUUCGUAAAAUGGAAUUCGAUACCGAAAAAUUUAUCAGUGAAAUCCAGAGUCGGCCAGUAAUUUGGAAUACCAGAUUACCAGAGUAUUCCGAUAGAUCAGUUAGACGAAAAGCAUGGGAAGAAAUGGUGCAUAUUUAUCACGGUACGAAAUUGACAAAGCAGCAAAAAAAUAAUCUAGGUGUGAAUAUGCAAAGAAAAUGGAGAAAUAUUCGCGACAGUUUUGUGAAAGCCCAUAAAGCGAAACAAUCUAAGAACGGAUCAAGGGCAAAUAGGAAAUCUGCAUAUGUCUUCUACGAUAAUUUGUUAUUUUUAAAAGAUACAGAAACUUUAAAUAAUACAACAGGACAUGUAACUACAGAAAAUGAAGAUAGUAACACAGCUGUACAAAAUGAAGAAACCCUUCUAUCAACUACUGCAAGACCACCAUCACCCAAGAGAAGCAAGAAAAAUAAUCGUGAUGAUAAUAUCAGUAGAGAGUUUGUCGGGGCCUCGAGCCGAAAUCUGGAAAGGAAUAUUAUUGACGAUGAAGGUGAUCGCCUCUUUUUCUUAUCUCUUUUAAAAGAAUUUAAAAAAAUUCCGGAACAUAUGCAAAUGCAAAGUAAAAUAGAUAUUUUAAAGGUACUUAAAGAUGCGCAGAACAUUGAUUAUCCUAGUCCUAAUUCUUUCCGGGGACAUCAAACAUCACAUUAUUCUGAUAAUAGUCCCUAUCACCGUACAAACGUAUCAGAGGUUGAACGUGGGAAUACCCCUCAUGAGUAUCAAAGGGCACAGAGUUCAGAAAUCAAUAUCUACAUGCAGCCACCUGCGCAGUCUAUGGAGUUUAAACAAGAGACGAACGUAAAAUCGCCAAUUUCAUCUCUUAGCGAAAAUUCUCACCAAGAGAGUGACUACCUGGAACUUUUUAAUUCCGUUACUGACGAUGAUACUUGAAAUGUGUACCUAGGCUACAUUAUUUAAUACAAAUUGAAUUGUUAAUUAAUUUACUUACCUAUUAUUACAAUUUGACUACUUAUUGUGACUAAUUGUGACAAUACAUGUCUUGCUUCGAUACAAUUUUUUUUAACCGUCUUCCAAAAAAGUAGGUUCUCAGAUCAGUUUGACCUGCAUAUAUGCUUGUGCGCAAUUAGCUUAGGACCGACCGAUUGUUACCUUAGGAGAAGGUUCUAGAAUAUUAGUAGUUCCUACCAAAACGCCUAGUGCCAAAACACGAAAGCUUUCUAUGAAGUCUUGACUCUCGCCGAGUUCGAUUGUCGGGUCAAGCCCUAUUGGUUCUUCAUUGGUAAAAAUUAUCGAUGUUGUAAUUUAUUUAAUAAAUAAAGCACUAGUAAUAAAAUUGCAUUCAACUCUCGAUAGCUGUGCCUACUUCAGAUUCUUUUGAUUCUGAUUCUAACUACAAUUCUGGAAAUCAUAGCUUAGUGGUGCUAGUGCCUCCCAAUCCCAUCCUACAAAUAAUUUUGAUACUCUAAUUGCAAAAUCAUGCAAUUUGACAUCAAUGAUACUCUACCACAACAGCAUUCUCUAGUAGUAAUACUAUACAUCACUUGUAAGUAGGGUUCGCAUCUACGUUACAGAUCCCCCUAAAAAUCCUGAAAAUAAAAAAAACACCAUUACCAUAUUAGUAGUACCUAGUUAGUUUAGUAUAGUACACAUCAGCUUGAUCUUAGAAGUUUUCAAUAUCUUACAUUCAUGGCGAUUAAUAAAAUUGAUACAAACUGGUGGGUGGACACUGGUCAUAACAGGAAAAUAAUUUAUCCUAUGUAAUAAGU
Messenger RNA from Spodoptera litura, 1959 nucleotides. RefSeq lists its product as uncharacterized. The record is from RefSeq and is a predicted model, not a curated record. Gene Ontology annotation, molecular function: DNA binding. Lineage: Eukaryota; Metazoa; Arthropoda; Insecta; Lepidoptera; Noctuidae. Gene Ontology annotation, cellular component: transcription regulator complex; nucleus. Gene Ontology annotation, biological process: regulation of transcription by RNA polymerase II.